Nematolebias whitei (Rio pearlfish) is the source of this 3183-nucleotide messenger RNA. RefSeq names its product cadherin 26, tandem duplicate 1 (gene cdh26.1). Bases 36 to 2516 code for a protein of 826 amino acids. NCBI's taxonomy places the organism in Eukaryota, Metazoa, Chordata, Actinopteri, Cyprinodontiformes, Rivulidae. Gene Ontology annotation, cellular component: catenin complex; adherens junction; plasma membrane. The transcript is spliced from 19 exons. The record is from RefSeq and is a predicted model, not a curated record. Gene Ontology annotation, molecular function: cadherin binding; calcium ion binding. Gene Ontology annotation, biological process: cell-cell junction assembly; homophilic cell-cell adhesion; adherens junction organization.
GUUCCUGUAGUGGAUACCAAGCACAGAGGACCACGAUGAGGAGCCUUUUUCUGCUUCUGCUGGUUGCGUUGGCAGCCAUGGGAGAGAGUCGUGGUGGUAGCAAGUUCAACAGUCGUGGUCAACGGGAUCUCUUGUUGCGCUCCAAAAGAAGAUGGGUCCUGUCAACAAUUGACUUGGAAGAGGAAAUGAAAGUGGAUUACCCAUACAAAAUUUCUACGAUGUAUAAUGACCAGACUGAAGGGCAUAACUACAAAUUCAUAAUCAGUGGAGAAGGAGUAGAUCAGGGGCUGUUUUCUAUUGGUGAAAAAUCUGGAGAUGUGUUUGUGCAUAGACCCAUCGACAGAGAGAAAAAGUCAACCUAUCAUAUCACGUUUGAUGUCUGGAACUUAGAAACUGAUACAGGACUUGACAAGGAACUAGCUUUCGAUGUGGAUAUAAAGGACAUUAAUGACAAUGCACCUAAAUUUAUCAAAUUUAAGCCAAAUGCUCAAGUGAAGGAAAACGCGGAGGAGGGGUACCUGGAUGCACUGAUUGAGGCUACAGAUGACGAUCAGGAAAACACCCCUAAUUCAACAGUUGUGAUCAGCGUGAGUCAACAAAACCCACUUGAGCCCGCCAUUGAGGCAUUUCAGAUUGAUGGCAGAAUGGCUCGACUCAAAUUCAAAGGAUGCUUCGAUUACGAUAAAGCAAAGCAGUAUAAAAUUGCUGUUAUAGCAAAAGAUAAAGGGAAGCCACCACUGUCCAGCACUAGCGUUAUUGUGCUCAACGUUAUUGACACGAACAGUCAUCAACCAACAUUUUCAGAGAGGCAGUAUAAAGUUGAGGCUUUGGAAAUGACCAAGUUUGAUGAGCUUUUGAGAAUUAAGGUGACGGACAAAGACACUCCGAACACUGAUGGCUGGCGUGCCAAAUUCCACUUUAUCAGUGGCAACGAGGAAGGAAUUUAUGAAAUUAAAACUGACCCAGCAACAAAUGAUGGCAUUCUGAGUGUUGUCAAGGAAAAGAAUUUUGACCAAAACACUUUGGUAAACUUGAAAAUUGGCGUUGAAAACAUUGAAUCGUUAAGUAUUUGCAAAGAUAAUAAAUUAAUUAAAGAGCCAAAGGACCUUCCACCUCAAGAUUCAGUCAAUAUCACAGUGACAAUGAUUGACACCAAUGAUGCACCAGUGUUUGAAAAAUAUACAGACGAUGUGUACCAGACAGAGGAAAUGGAGCCAGGCGAAGUUUUGUACUCUCCAAAAGUUCAAGAUAUUGACUCCCCAACGUUCAGGUUUGUCCUGGUCGCUGAUCCAGCUAACUGGGUGUCUAUUGAUGAAAAAACAGGAGAUAUCAAAACAGUCGCAAGGAUGGAUCGAGAGUCACCCUAUGUUGAUGAGGACAAUAUUUACAGAAUUGUUAUCGCUGCCAUCGAUGAUGGUGUACCUGCUGCCACAAGUACAUGCACAAUCAAGGUUCACCUCAGGGACAUCAACGACAACACUCCUAAACUGGUCAACAAGACUUUGAUCAUGUGUGGAAACCGAGUUAACAAGAUUAUGGUGCCUGCUAGGGAUGCUGAUGCCGAGCCAUUUAGCGGGCCCUUCAGCUUUACCUUGGAGAAUGAUAAAACUCUGAAUGCGCGCUGGAAAUUAGAACCUGCCUACGGUGAAGAAUGCGGCCUUGUUAGUAAGAAAACUCUUCCCUAUGGUAACUACUCUGUGCCGCUGGUGAUUGAAGAUAAACAGAACCUGAUUGGACAUGAGACCCUGGAAGUGGUGCUGUGUGACUGUGAUAAAAGCGAUGUUUGCCGUGGAGAACUCCCACUCGCAGCAAACAUAUCUGGAGCGGGCAUUGGACUCAUUCUUUCCUCGGUGCUUUUGUUUUUGUUACUUUUGCUUGUUAUCGGUUGUUGGACGGGAAAGCAGACGUUUAAAUACAUAGAUAUGGAUGAAGGCAACCAGACACUUAUCAAGUACAACCAAGAAGGAGGGGGCGCUACUUGCAUGGCUGUACCCAUUCCCCUGUCACCAACGGGUGCUAUAAAUGUGACAGAUGGUCUCAAGCAGGGCUUUGCACAGAAAACUGAGACCGCCCCAGGGCUGAUUAAUAAUGUGGAGACCUACAGCUCCAUACACAACUUUAAUACCUAUAACAUGCAAUCCAAAAGCUUGCGGCAACAACGAGGGUCUCAUAGAAGCUACGAGGGGCCAUCCAGAAGUGCAUCCUUGAAUGCCAGCAGGAGGCAAACAGUACAGGGCAACAACUCAUUCUACAAACGCUCUCUGAGCAUAAGGUCAGAGCAACGCCUCGCAAGUCAAAUCAUGCAGAGAGUUUAUGCUAUAAGUGAAGACGACCCAUAUUUCAUGGUGGACAAACCGUUCAGUUAUGUAUAUGAGGGGAAGGGCAGCAUAUGCCAGUCGCUGGACCAGCUGUCGCUCAAUAACCAGGAGGAUGAUUUGCACUUUUUGGAUAAUCUUGGUCCAAAGUUCAAGAUCUUGGGAGAGAUCUCUACGCAUUCUAAGAACAUGCAGCAGUAAAAGGCACGGCUCGCAUGGAAACUUGAAUGUCAACUCUUCCCUCCUAGUUUCUGAUUGCAGAUAUGGACUGAUUCAACGGGACUCUUUAAAAAGCAAAACACCAAACUGGCUGGAUUAUACACUUGUGCUUUUUGUAAAAUAUGGACUUAAACAUGCAACAUUUUGUAUUGUAUUGUAUAUUUGCACCUAUCCAUGAAACAUGAAUUCUGUACAGCAUGUCAUGCUUCGGUGAUUCUAAAAGGUUGGAUUUUCUCAGUAACUGGAUGUGUUUGCUCGUUUUCUGUUUUCCUGAGACACGGCGCAUAAGUGACACCUUAAUAGAGAACUAUUUUGAGCUUUGGUGGUUCUGCCAGGACAUUAUUUUGACAUUUACUGUAAGGGAAGGACACUUGUAUAAACUGGGGUAUUUUAUAACAUGUAAAAUUUAAGGUCUCUGCAUGCACAUCUCCAGAACUGCAAUUAUAAAGGGUUUGUAAGGAGCACAAGCCUAGAUUUCAUUGGCUAAAGUCAAACAAUCAGGAACCAAAAUUGGCUAUUUCCACAAACAGUAAACGUUGGUUGUUCGUGAUUUAGUGUUUAACGAAACAAUGGUGAGAAGUUAACUGCAGAUCUAAAAAACAAAUAAAUCACUUUUGUUUAUAAGCAUCUUUGGACUUCUUGUCUUUUU